UUGCAAUGAAAUUUCAAAACAAGGUAUGUAGAAAUCAAAAAAUAAGGUAGAACUCAUAGAAGUGAUGAAUAGCCAGAGUGGCAUAAACGCGGGGCCUUUGCUUCAAUUCUGGAAGCACACGUGUGAGCUAACCGCAUUAGUCGUGUGAACCAAGUAAAUAAAGCUGCACUCUGUAUCCCCCCUUUCUUCUAGAACCCUCCCUGUAUAUAUAUAUCUCGUAUCCCACUCUCCAACGAAACCUACUCGCCUUCCUCCGCCUCUUUCUCUCUCUAAAACCAAUUUUUCUUUUUUCCUUUUCAUUUUCUCUCUCUACUUUUCCACUCGAGCUUAUAUACAUAUAUAAAAUUGAAUAUUGUAGUUAGUACUACUAUAUAUGAUGAAUAACAGCCAGGACGAUGUUUAUAUUUGCCCAAGCUUCAGCAGCUAUUCCUCCGAUAGAUUGGCGGAAACCGCCGUGAGAGUCGCCGGCGGCGAUGAAGAUUUUGAGUUUGCGGAGGAGUUUUUCCACGGCGCCGGCCAGAUCAGGACGGUUUUUCCAGUAUUUAAUCGCAAUCUCCUGCUUGACGGCGGCGGCGGCGGAGAGGCGAGCACGAGCGGCGGAGAAAACGCGCCGGUGGAAUCGAGUGUUGUAGUUCCGUUGAGCAGACUGUUUAUCGAAGAGGACCGGGAGCGCGAUUCUCCUCCGUCGUGCUCCUCCUCCGAAGCGGAUGAGCUGGAGAACAUUCCGGCGGGUACGUACUGCGUGUGGCGGCCGAAAUUGGCCGAAUCGCCGCUUCCCAGCCAGUGCAGGAAGAGCAAAUCCACCGGAUCGGCGUCGAAGAGGUGGAAAUUCCGAGAUUUGCUCCGCCGGAGCAAAAGCGACGGCAAGGACAGUUUCGUCUUUCUACAUCCGAAGCAACAGGAGGACAAAUCGUACAAAUCAACCAACCAAACUUCGGAAAAAGCAAACGCAAAACGAUCCAGCUCACCCGGCGGCGCCGCCGCCGGCGCGCCGGGAUCUCCGUCGGCGCACGAGGCGUUUUACGUACGGAACAGAGCGAUGAAGGAAGGGGAUAAGAAGAAAUCGUAUCUACCGUACAGAAAAGGACUGGUAGGGUUUUUCGCCAAUGUCAACGUUUUACCGCACUUCUAAAACCCCUGCAUCGGAAGCAUUGUACCACCAGCUUGUAUUGUGGUACUCAGCUGGAUUUUGAUUUAUUAUUUAUUUUUCCCUAAAUAACGUAACAAAUUAACAAUGAUUAUUUAUUUAUUACUAAUAUAUAAUUAUAUAUAGUUAUUACUGAAGCUACUUCGAAA
Messenger RNA from Erythranthe guttata (spotted monkey flower), 1296 nucleotides. RefSeq lists its product as uncharacterized. The record is from RefSeq and is a predicted model, not a curated record. NCBI's taxonomy places the organism in Eukaryota, Viridiplantae, Streptophyta, Magnoliopsida, Lamiales, Phrymaceae.